CUUUCCGUAGUCUGGUUGCUCUUUGCCCGGUCGGGGCUGUCAGUGAGCUCGGUGGGUCGGUCGGUGAUCGGUCAUGGCCUCUAGCGGCUCUAUCCAGAUCCCCCGGCGGCUGCCGCUUCUCCUGACCCAUGACGGGGUGCUCCUGCCCGGCUCCAGUAUGCGGGUGAGUGUGGACUCUCCCGGGAACAUGGAUCUGGUGCGGAACCGGCUGCUGAGAGGAACCUCCCUGAAGAGCACGAUCAUCGGUGUGAUCCCCAACACCCGGGACCCGACUACUGACACUGAGGAGCGCCCCGUCCUACACAGGAUCGGAACAGCGGCGAUAGCCGUGCAAGUUGUUGGCAGUAACUGGCCCAAACCGCACUACACCCUAUUGGUCACCGGCCUGUGCCGAUUUCAGAUCGCGGAGAUUGUGAAAACCCAACCCUAUCCAGUCGCUGAGGUGGAGCAACUCGAUCGCUUGGAGGCCUUGAGCACUAAAGAGGAGUUUAAAGAGGCCUUGGGGGAUCUGUCCGAACAGUUCUACAAGUAUUCUGUUCAGCUGGUGGACAUGUUGGAUAAUUCAGUGCCGGCAGUUGCCAAGCUGAAGAAACUUUUGGAUAAUCUUCCUCGGGAGCUUUUACCGGACAUCCUGAUAUCAAUCAUUCGGACAACCAAUGAGGAGAAGCUUCAGAUUCUUGAUGCUGUUGGGUUAGAAGAGCGAUUUAAGGUGACCAUCCCACUCUUGCUGAGACAGAUUGAAGGGCUGAAGCUGCUCAACAAAACCAGAAACCCCAAAAUGGAUGAAGACAAAAGGGUGGUAGCCAUUCGCCCUCUGAAGAAGCUAGGCGGGAUCUCGGGUAAAGGCUUCUCCCUGGAAAAUGCAGAUGACGACGACGACGAUGCAGAUGACAUCAUCAUGUUGGAAAAAAAGGUGAAGUCCUGUAACAUGCCGGAGCAAGCGCUGAAGGUCUGCACAAAAGAAAUGAAAAGGCUGAAGAAGAUGCCACAGUCCAUGCCCGAGUAUGCCUUAACCAGGAACUACCUUGAACUGAUGUCUGAGCUGCCCUGGAGCAAAAGCACCCGAGAUCGCUUGGAUAUCCGCGCUGCACGGAUUCUCCUGGAUAAUGAUCACUACGCCAUGGCAAAGCUGAAGAAGAGAGUUCUAGAAUACCUGGCUGUACGUCAGCUAAAAAACGACCUCAAGGGCCCUAUCCUCUGCUUCGUUGGACCCCCUGGCGUGGGCAAAACCAGCGUAGGAAGAUCCAUUGCCAAGACUUUGGGCAGAGAGUUCCACAGGAUUGCGUUGGGUGGAGUGUGUGACCAGUCUGAUAUCCGUGGGCACAGACGUACCUAUGUGGGCAGCAUGCCUGGCCGUAUAAUAAAUGGACUGAAGACUGUCGGAGUGAAUAACCCCGUGUUCCUCCUAGAUGAAGUGGACAAGCUGGGGAAAAGCCUGCAGGGGGACCCGGCAGCUGCACUAUUGGAGGUGCUGGACCCCGAGCAGAACCACAACUUCACAGAUCACUAUCUGAACGUGCCCUUUGACCUUUCCCAGGUCAUUUUCAUUGCCACGGCUAAUACAACCGCCAGCAUUCCACCUGCCCUCCUGGAUCGCAUGGAGGUCCUGGAGGUUCCUGGAUACACUCAGGAAGAGAAGAUUGAAAUCGCACACAGACAUCUCAUUGCUAAACAACUGUCACAGCAUGGACUGACCCCUCAGCAAAUACAGAUUCCACCUGAAACCACACUGGAAAUUAUCACCAGAUAUACGCGUGAAGCGGGGGUCCGAUCACUGGACAGGAAGCUGGGAGCCAUUUGCAGAGCAGUUGCAGUGAAAGUUGCUGAAGGACAACACAGAGAAGCCAAGCCAGACGCCGCAGAGACUGUCGCUGUCGAAGAUGGCAAAGCCGGCCUGUCAGAGGACUCCAGAGCUCGGGACAUCGGUGACCCCGCAGACUUGACCCUCCCUCCCGAAAUGCCAAUACUGAUUGACCAUCACGCACUGAAGGAUAUACUUGGAGCACCAAAAUACGAGAUUGAGGUGUUUGAGAGGCUGAACCAGCCCGGCGUGGCCAUUGGCCUGGCCUGGACUCCGCUGGGAGGAGAGAUCAUGUUCGUGGAGGCCAGCCGUAUGGACGGGGAAGGACAGCUAACCCUCACCGGACAGCUGGGCGACGUCAUGAAGGAGUCGGCUCAUCUCGCCAUCAGCUGGCUGCGCAGCAACGCUAAGAAGUAUCAGCUGACCAAUGCGUCUGGCAGCUUUGAUCUCCUUGACAACACCGACAUUCAUCUGCACUUUCCAGCUGGGGCCGUCACAAAGGAUGGUCCGUCUGCGGGCGUUGCCAUAGUAACCUGCCUUGCCUCGCUCUUUAGCGGCAGGCUGGUGUCUUCAGAUGUUGCCAUGACUGGAGAGAUCACAUUGAGGGGCCUCGUCCUACCUGUCGGUGGCAUUAAAGACAAAGUCCUGGCGGCGCACAGAGCUGGACUGAAGCGGGUGAUUAUACCGCAGAGGAACGAGAAGGAUCUAGAAGAGAUUCCGGUCAACGUCAGAAGGGAUCUGAAUUUUGUUUUCGCGACGGCCCUGGAUGACGUCCUGAACGCGGCGUUCGAUGGAGGAUUCCUGCUGAAAAGCGGGCAGGAGCUGCUGAACAGUAAACUGUGAUUCCAUCUCUCACUCUACACAGCGGAGGGAUCUCUUCUCACAUUUCUUCUGCAGUUUGCACCUUAUUUUUAUUUUUUUUAUUGCGGAAGCAGAUUGAAAAUUGCCUGUACUGCUGCUGGUACACAGCGCCACUCACUGUAGGCAGGGCCGCCAAAAAGAGUGUACCGGGCCUGCUGUAGCAGUGCGAAGGGGCGCAGGGACAAUUACAGAGCAAUGCACGGUGUCUGUGUGUCUCGCUCCAGCAGCUGAAAGCCAGUUUCUCCCUCUCUCCCUGGCUUUCAGCUGCUGGAGGGAGAGACACAGACGCAAUGCAUUGUUCUGUUAUUGUUGUCAAGUCAAACUGCACCCUGGGCUGCCCACAUCUGAUUUCCCCCCAUGUGCCCGGGGUCGUCGUUAUCUCCGCAGCGCCUCAGGCUACCCUCUCCAGCUGCUGCAGGGGGCUGAAGAGUGGAGGAGGAAGGGGCGGGUAAAUGUUUAAUUUACCGAACCCUUGCUUUUCUGAAUUGGACACAGUGAGCAAUUCGUAACAAGCGCACCUGUGUCUGUUUAUAACAGCAUAGUAAACUGUGUUUACUAUGCUUCGGUUUAUGAACGAACAGGAGCCUCUCUGUGCAACUGAGGCUACAGAGAAAGGAUAUGAAGAAUCUGUGUCCUUGAUUGCUUUUUGUUGUCUCAAAGGUGAGAUGUCAGGGGUCCAAACUCCUCCCCCCUUCAGCGUUGUAAAAAUACUUGAAAAAGAAAGUCAUUUAAAAAAAACGUAAACUAUAAAAAAAAAAAAAUUUAAUUGACAAAAAAUUUAUUAAAAAAAAUUGGAAAACAUCAUUAAAACAUUUUUUUGAAUAAAUUGGGGGGGAGGGGGAGCGCUUUAAUCGGUCUGAUAUUCAAAACAUUUAGGCUAAAUUUCACCUUUAAUUUACAGAUACGAAAAGAAAUGAAGCACCAAUAUAAAUGGCUAACAAUUUAAAGAGUAAAAAGUGAAUGUUUAAUUUUCCGAUUUACAUGAAAGUGAAAUGUAAUCAGAAAACUUAAUAAUAAUAAAUGUCAGUACUGUUCAUGUUUAUGUACUUGUUAAUUACAUAUUGAUUGCUCAGAGGAAAAAAAUGUACAAAUAAUUAUUUUAAUUAAAAAAAAAUUAAUCUAAAA
Rana temporaria (common frog) is the source of this 3787-nucleotide messenger RNA. RefSeq names its product lon peptidase 2, peroxisomal (gene LONP2). Gene Ontology annotation, cellular component: peroxisomal matrix. Gene Ontology annotation, biological process: protein quality control for misfolded or incompletely synthesized proteins; protein targeting to peroxisome; protein processing. The coding region runs from base 74 to 2644 and encodes 856 amino acids. NCBI's taxonomy places the organism in Eukaryota, Metazoa, Chordata, Amphibia, Anura, Ranidae. Gene Ontology annotation, molecular function: serine-type endopeptidase activity; ATP hydrolysis activity; ATP-dependent peptidase activity. The transcript has 15 exons. The record is from RefSeq and is a predicted model, not a curated record.